Messenger RNA from Rhagoletis pomonella (apple maggot), 920 nucleotides. RefSeq lists its product as uncharacterized. The coding region runs from base 24 to 920 and encodes 298 amino acids. The transcript is spliced from 3 exons. The record is from RefSeq and is a predicted model, not a curated record. NCBI's taxonomy places the organism in Eukaryota, Metazoa, Arthropoda, Insecta, Diptera, Tephritidae.
GGCUAAAAUUGCCUUGCUUUGGCAUGUGUUUAUCUUUUGUGUUAAACUGGCAUCACCAAACAGCUGAUUAUAUUUUGCGACGGAAAAUGGAAGCAGAAACGUUGAAAGCAAAAGUUAAGCAAAAGCGUAUACGCAAAGCGCCAUAUCGAAAAUGGAGCGAGUGGGAGCAGCAGCAAUUGGUAAAUUUUCUGCGCCAAAAUAGGCCAAUCGAAAAGCCAAGUGCGCAGCUUUACUACAAGCGCUUCUUGAGCGAAAAUGGGCUUGAGAUAGAAUGGUCAACGGUGCGCAGCAAGGUCAAGAAUCUGAAGCAUACCUACAACAAGACAUGGAACAAUUCCACCGGGGCUGGGACUAUGCGAGAUGGCGAAACAACGCGAGAUACGCUGCUAAGGGAGUGCCCACUCUAUAAUGAGUUGGAAGAGAUAUUCGGUUAUAGGGAACAUCAGGCUAAUGCUUUUGUACUUGAUUCAGAAGACAGCAACACUAUGGAAUAUUCCACUGCUUCAGUAGAUGACGGAUCACCAAAUAUUGUCCUCGCCCCAACAGAAGACACUUCACGAAGCCCAGCUGGGUUUUAUGAAAUUGUCGAAGAAAGCGCUACAUUGGUAGAAACUCCGCGCACUACAGCGCAAACUUCACUAGUUCCACGUAAAGGGAUUUAUUCACGCACAGCACUUGCAGAUGUACUUGAAGUACAUUCCACAUUGGCGGAGUUCAAAAAGGAGAAGCUUGUUGCGGAAAAAGAAUUAAGGGAAAGGGAGCUUCUGCUGAAGGAAAAGGAAUUUAAUUUAAAGAAGGAGAAACAUGCUACUUACGAAAGACUUAAAUUAUUAGAAUUAGAAUCGAAAGAAAAAAUUGCAAUGAAAGAAAUAGAGAUGCGGGAGCGUGUAGAGAUGGAAAAAUUAAAAAUUCAAAAGUGA